Carassius carassius (crucian carp) is the source of this 3436-nucleotide messenger RNA. It is a transcript of the gene slc17a8, whose product is annotated as solute carrier family 17 member 8. Gene Ontology annotation, molecular function: L-glutamate transmembrane transporter activity; neurotransmitter transmembrane transporter activity. The transcript has 12 exons. Gene Ontology annotation, cellular component: synaptic vesicle membrane; excitatory synapse. Lineage: Eukaryota; Metazoa; Chordata; Actinopteri; Cypriniformes; Cyprinidae. Gene Ontology annotation, biological process: regulation of synapse structure or activity; monoatomic anion transport; synaptic transmission, glutamatergic. Bases 932 to 2704 code for a protein of 590 amino acids. The record is from RefSeq and is a predicted model, not a curated record.
UGGCAGACCUUCAGUGAGGCAGCUCCAGAUUUUAUUCAUGGCAGACUAUUGAGGCUCCUUAAACAAGCAUCAGUGAAACACAGCCCAAGAGCUGUGUAGACUACCAAUGAAUUUUUUAGACCUCAAUAUCUGAAUUUUUAAAGCACACUGUUUUUUUUUUUUUUGAUUAUUGCAUAAAAAAAGCUUUCACGGGAAAAAGUUGCAGCCCUUAACUUAGAGAAGCAAUAGAAUUAGAUUGCACAUGUGACUUUUGUGCAUCAACUACAAUGCAACUGCCCUCACAGUUUGAACCUUUAUGUCAGUGUUUGGUUGUUGACGUUGAUACAUUUGACCCAUGAACCCCUGGAUCUGAUUCUCAGGAUAAGGGUUAGACUGGGACUAGAGGAAGCAGUGUCUUGUUACAGCUGCUUGUAUUAUAGAACCCUGAGCCUGCGAUCCUUGACUUCACUGUCAAUAUUUCAUGAGCUCUGCUAAUCACUCUUUUCGGCCUGCUUUUGUAUGGGCAAGACCAAGAAAGGAGGGGUUGGAGAAGAGGCAGGAGUUCGGCAUCUUCUGUCACUGUCUGUGACGGAGCUAAGGAGAAUGCCGGAGUUUCCAUUAUUGAUGUAUGCCAGCAUAACUUUCACAAUGCCGAUACAAUGAACCGGAGACACACGGAUUUGCCCCAUUUCUUUCCUUGUGCCUUGUUUCUGGAUGUUUUUAGCCCAAACCGCAUGAAUGAUUGUACCCAGAGCAUCAAAACCAAAGUCCCUCCUCUUCUUCCUCUCUGUUCCGUCUCUGGCUCAGCAUCUCUCCUCCUCCCCUCCAGCACACCUAGACCAUCUCAGUCCAGCACAGGAGAGGAUGCUCAUCAGCGUCUAGUGGAUUUUCUGCAAGAGCAGAAGUGUGAGAAGACAAGUGUUUGAGGGACAGAAGAGCAAGGGAAGGAGAAAUGCCACUGUGGGGGUUUGCAGGUCUAAAGGAGAAGCUCAAACCGGGGAAGGAGGAGUUGAAGAACAGUGUGGGUGACUCUCUGGGGAACCUGCAGAAGAAGAUCGAUGGUUCUAAUGUGGCUGAAGAGGACAACAUUGAGCUGACAGAAGAUGGUCGGCCAGUGGCGGCCCCUGAACGCAGCCCACCCCUUUUGGAUUGUGGCUGCUUUGGCCUCCCCAAACGUUACAUCAUCGCCAUCCUCAGCGGUCUUGGCUUUUGCAUCUCGUUUGGCAUCCGCUGCAACCUCGGUGUAGCCAUUGUAGAAAUGGUUAACAACAACACUGUCUACAUCAACGGGACUGCCGUCAUGCAGCCAGCUCAGUUUAAUUGGGAUCCAGAGACAGUUGGGUUGAUACAUGGCUCUUUUUUCUGGGGCUACAUUGUCACUCAAAUCCCUGGAGGUUUCAUCUCCAAUAAGCUAGCAGCUAACAGGGUGUUUGGAGCAGCCAUUUUCUUGACGUCAGUGCUAAACAUGUUUAUUCCAUCAGCUGCCAGGGUCCACUAUGGCUGUGUCAUGUUUGUGCGAAUCUUACAAGGGCUGGUGGAGGGUGUCACAUACCCAGCCUGCCAUGGGAUGUGGAGCAAAUGGGCUCCUCCACUGGAAAGAAGUCGUCUGGCUACAACCUCGUUCUGUGGAUCUUAUGCAGGAGCUGUGAUAGCCAUGCCACUGGCUGGAGUUUUAGUGCAGUAUGUAGGCUGGCCCUCUGUCUUCUAUAUAUAUGGUGUGUUUGGCAUAAUAUGGUAUAGUUUCUGGCUCUUGCUGGCUUAUGACAGUCCAGCAAUCCAUCCCACUAUCAGCGAGAAAGAAAGGACAUACAUAGAGACCUCGAUUGGGGAAGGAGGCAAUUUAAUGAGUGCUACUGAGAAAUUUAAAACUCCUUGGCGUGAAUUCUUCACAUCUAUGCCUGUCUACGCAAUCAUUGUGGCAAACUUCUGCCGCAGCUGGACCUUUUACCUCCUGCUCAUUAGUCAGCCAGCUUACUUUGAAGAAGUCUUUGGGUUCCCCAUCAGCAAAGUGGGCAUUCUGUCAGCAGUGCCACACAUGGUGAUGACGAUCAUUGUGCCGAUCGGAGGCCAGCUGGCUGACUUCCUGAGGAGUCGGAAAAUCCUCUCUACUACAACCGUGCGCAAAAUUAUGAACUGUGGAGGUUUUGGCAUGGAGGCCACGUUGCUCCUGGUGGUUGGGUUCUCACACACACGUGCAGUGGCCAUCUCAUUCCUCAUCUUGGCGGUGGGCUUCAGUGGAUUUGCGAUAUCAGGAUUCAAUGUAAACCAUCUGGACAUAGCUCCUCGCUAUGCUAGCAUUCUUAUGGGGAUCUCUAAUGGAGUAGGUACCCUGUCUGGAAUGGUGUGCCCCCUCAUUGUUGGAGCACUUACCAAACACAAGACUCGCCUGGAGUGGCAGCAUGUUUUUGUGAUUGCUUCCAUGGUGCAUUACACUGGCGUGAUCUUCUAUGCCAUCUUCGCCUCUGGUGAGAAGCAAGACUGGGCCGAUCCUGAGAACACCAGUGACGAGAAAUGCGGCAUCAUUGGGCAAGAUGAGCUGGCUGAUGAGACCGAGCCCAACAGCGACAGUGCCCUGGCCACCAAGCAGAAGACCUAUGGAACCACAGAAAGCUCUGCAGGCCGUAAGCAAGGCUGGAGGAAGAAGAGAGGGGUGACCAUGCAAGCAGAUGAAGAUCACGGAUCAAAUCAUUAUGAAAAUGGGGAAUAUCAGAAUCAGUAUCAAUGACAUUUUGGUCACCAAACGCCCAAGACUGAGACCUUAGGUGUAGGAGGAUUUAUUUAAUUAACCCACGCUGGGAAUACAACAUUCCACCUGACAUUUGACACAACAGUAUAUUUGAGUUGUGAAGAAAUAUUUUGGAUGGCUUCCUUUAUGAUUUCAUCUUGCUGUAGAAGCUGAAAGAACAGUCACAUGUGAAAGAUCUGUGAGUAGUUAUUUGACAGCUGUAGGCAGACAUAGUUUCAGCUGAAGUCUAUACUACCUGUUUAAAAGUUCAGUACAAUAUUUUUAAAGAAAUUUUUAUUUUUUUAUUCAGCAAGGAUACAUUAAAUUGGUCAAAAAUGACAGUGAUAAUAUUUAUAAUGCUACAAAAGAACUUGCUAUUUUUUCUUUUUUUUUAUAUAAUUUCCAUUUAUUAAAUAAUGGUUUUUUUUCUUCAGCACCAAAUCAGCCUAUUAAAAUGAUUUCAGAAGGAUCAUGUAGGAUCACUGAAGAAUGGAGUAAUGGCUGAUGAACUUUAGGUUUUGCAUCACAGGAAUAAGUAACAAUUUUAAAUGUAUAUAAAAUAUAAAACAGUUACUUUAAAUGUAACUUUAAAAAAAGUGCAGCUUUGGUGAGCAUAAGAGAAUCUUACUGUCGUCCCAAAAGGUCCUUAAAAAUGUCUGAAUAUCAUUGCCAGGGGCGCCGUAAGGAGAGGGGGAGGUUAGGAUGAUUCUAGAAUGGAGGGGGAAACAUGAU